This is a messenger RNA of Colletotrichum phormii, 1566 nucleotides long. Its product is annotated as major facilitator superfamily transporter. Gene Ontology annotation, molecular function: transmembrane transporter activity. Gene Ontology annotation, biological process: transmembrane transport. Gene Ontology annotation, cellular component: membrane. Lineage: Eukaryota; Fungi; Ascomycota; Sordariomycetes; Glomerellales; Glomerellaceae. Bases 124 to 1566 code for a protein of 480 amino acids. The record is from RefSeq and is a predicted model, not a curated record. The transcript has 7 exons.
AGCGCGGGUGUUUAUGGUACUGAGCGAAGCUAGAAUCCGACCUUCUUCUAACAACAAGGGGAACAAAGCAGCGACAGACACGAGGGAGACAAGCUGAGAACCCAUAAACAUCAGCGACAUACAAUGAGCGCGCAAACGAAUCCCCCGCUUGAGAAGGCGCUUAAUGCGUCGGCGAAAAACACCAGCGGGACGGAUAGCCCAUCCGAGGUUGAACUUGAGGAGAAUGCCAUUAGUGAGAAGUCGCUAUUAAGAAAGCUUGAUCUCAAGCUUUUGCCAGCAGUGGGCAUUUUGUACCUUCUCUCAUUCCUCGACCGAUCUAAUGUGGGCAACGCUCGAAUCGAAGGCCUUACUACUGAUCUCACCAUGAGUGGUAAUCAGUAUUUAACUGGUCUGACUCUGUACUUCAUCGGUUAUGUUCUCUUUGAGAUUCCAUGCAACAUCGUUCUGAAAAGGACCACUCCACGAUUCUGGCUUCCGACUCUGACUAUCGCAUGGGGCAUUGUCGCGACGCUCAUGGGAAUCGUCACCAACAUGGCCGGAUUCUUUGUCGCCCGCUUCUUCCUCGGUGUCACUGAGAGUGGUCUCUUCCCUGGAGUGGUGUACUACUUCUCGAUGUGGUACAAGCGUCGUGAGAGACAAUUUCGCAUCUCCCUCUUCUUCAGCGCUGCCUCUCUUGCCGGUGCUUUCGGCGGUAUCCUGGCAUGGGGAAUCGGGCACAUGAGAGAAGGUAUCGCGACCGUGGUCAUCGCGGUCGGUGCAUACUGGUUCAUCCAAAACUACCCGGACACAGCUGAAUUCGUUUCCGAUAAAGAGCGCCGCUUUAUCAGAGCCAGACUGGCCUCCGACAGCGAUGCCACGCACAACGAGAAGUUUUCAUGGAGCAAUGUGAUGGAUGCCAUCAAGGACCCGAAGUGCUGGUUGUAUGGUCUCGGCUUCCACACCAUGAGCUUGCCGCUGUACACAUUCUCCCUCUUCAUUCCUACGAUCAUUAAGAACCUCGGAUAUACUGCGGCCGUCGCCCAGCUACUCACUAUCCCCCCUUACGCCCUCGCCUUCGUCACAACAUUGACAGUCGCGAUCUACUCUGAACGCACCGGCCGCCGCGCAUUCUUCAUUAUGGGAUCAUCAGGUGUUGCGGCAAUUGGUUAUGUUAUCCUCCUAGCCAACUCAGACCCUGUGGACAAGCCCGGCGUCUCGUACCUUGGGACUUUCUUCGCAGCUGCGGGAAUCUACCCCGCCACCGCUCUGGUCCUCUCGUGGCCGGCCAUCAAUGUCUCCGGGCAAACAAAGCGUGCUGUAGGCAACGCUAUGCAGAUCACUAUUGGAAAUUUGGGAGCUGUGUUGGGAACCCAAUUGUAUCGCGCCAAUGAUGGUCCAAGGUAUAUUGUCGGCCACUCUUUCGCUUUGGGGUAUCUUUUGGCGAAUAUCAUCGUCUGUGGGAUCUUGUACUUUGUCUUGAAAGGUGAGAAUAAGAGACGCAAGGCUAUUGCACCGGAAGUUCAUGCAAUUGGGGAUUUGGAGGAUUGGCCUGGUGAUAAGGAUCCCAGAUGGAGGUUUCAAUACUAG